Messenger RNA from Mycetomoellerius zeteki, 667 nucleotides. Its product is annotated as cob(I)yrinic acid a,c-diamide adenosyltransferase, mitochondrial. The transcript has 2 exons. Gene Ontology annotation, molecular function: corrinoid adenosyltransferase activity. The annotation marks the transcript as partial. Lineage: Eukaryota; Metazoa; Arthropoda; Insecta; Hymenoptera; Formicidae. The record is from RefSeq and is a predicted model, not a curated record.
UAUAGAGGUACCACAACAUCAAAUGUGGCUGAGGUAGCAGUGUUUUCACGAGACGGUGACUCCGGAAUGACAAUCACAGAUGCCGGAGACACGAAGCCGAAGGAUGACAUGAUCUUCAACGCUCUUGGGGCAACUGACGAGUUAUCAUCUUACAUAGGACUAGCAAGAGAGUUCGCUUGCGACAGCAAAGUUGAACAUCCAUAUGUCGAUAAGCUUAAAAGAGUACAGAUGAUCUUGUUUGACCUGAACCAUGCCAUAUCGAAGUCCAUGCCUGGAAAGACUAAGUCCUUCGAAAACAAACACACCAAAGAUUUGGAAGAAUGGAUUCUCGAAUACGCGAAUCAGCUCCCUCCUCCUGAGGACUACAUCAUUCCCGGCGGCGGAAAAGCUUGCGCUUCUCUGCAUGUUGCACGAACGGUAUGCAGGCGUGCCGAGAGGAGUAUCACGACAUUAGUACGAGAGGAUGCUCUAGAUAAAGAGGCACAGACAUAUUUAAAUAGAUUAUCAGACUUCCUUCUAACAGUAUCACGUAUUGCAGCCAAAUGUGAUCAACGUACGGAAAAUAUUUAUAUUCCGCGAGCGGAUGUGAUGGAAGAGAAACAAAAGGACUGAUUUACAAAUUUUUAGGAUAUCAACUUUUGCACACAGGACAAAUAUAAUACACAUA